AUGUCAGUGCCUGGGAAUCUUCCUCUCCCUUGGCUUCAAACAUGUGAACAUUUAUCCUCCCCCUCAUCCCCACCCCCAUUCCGUCUCAUUCUUUGGCGUCCUGUGUCCGGCUUAAGUCGUAACCGCUGGCGUGGGAAUGCACCGCUUCCAUUUUUCCCAUUGAAUCGCGAAAAACACACUCAUCUCGUCUGUCAAGUUGUCAUUCCCAGCCAGGCCCUGGACACACUGGGAGGAUGUCCCAGUGUCUUUUGGUUGCUAUCCCCCUGUGGUCAAGCCUGUCACCUGCCACCAGCCACCUCCCCUUCCGACACAGGCACAAAAACUACACACGACACUAAUUCGCACCCACCUUAA
Messenger RNA from Protopolystoma xenopodis, 354 nucleotides. The record is from the annotation of a GenBank genome assembly. NCBI's taxonomy places the organism in Eukaryota, Metazoa, Platyhelminthes, Monogenea, Polystomatidea, Polystomatidae.